UGUGUUCAGUGACAAUGGUUUUCCGAAGUUCAGUCAGUUUUGUUUUGUUAUUAUUUGCGUUCUAACUGAAAUUCUUUUGCUUUCUGUUCUGUAAACAGUUGUGUAGACUGGUGUGGGCUCCUGUUAUAUCUCCACCAUGUCUGUGCGGGAGGCUUUUAACCCAGAGAGCUACGAGCUGGACAAAAACUUCAGGCUAACACGCUUCACAGAGUUGAAAGGUACGGGCUGUAAAGUUCCUCAAGAUGUGCUACAGAAACUACUGGAGGCAUUAAAUGAAAACCAUUAUCAGGAGGAUGAGCAGUUCCUAGGCGCUGUAAUGCCCAGACUGGGAAUCGGCAUGGACACGUGUGUAAUUCCUUUAAGACACGGAGGGCUUUCAUUAGUGCAGACCACAGAUUAUAUCUACCCCAUAGUAGAUGACCCAUACAUGAUGGGCAGAAUUGCUUGUGCCAAUGUGUUAAGCGACCUGUAUGCCAUGGGAGUGACGGAGUGCGAUAAUAUGUUGAUGCUGUUGGGUGUUAGUAAUAAACUCUCAGAAAAGGAGCGGGAUAAAGUGAUGCCGUUGAUCAUUCAGGGUUUUAAGGAUGCAGCAGAAGAAGCAGGCACCUCCGUGACCGGUGGCCAGACCGUUUUAAACCCCUGGAUUGUACUGGGGGGCGUGGCCACAACAGUGUGCCAACCGAACGAGUUCAUCAUGCCAGAUAAUGCCGUGCCAGGUGAUGUGCUGGUUCUUACCAAACCUCUCGGUACUCAAGUAGCGGUAGCAGUGCACCAGUGGCUGGACAUCCCGGAGAAAUGGAACAAGAUUAAGUUAGUAGUGACUCAGGAGGACGUGGAACUAGCCUAUCACGAGGCCAUGAUGAACAUGGCUAGACUCAACAGAACAGCGGCAGGUCUGAUGCACACGUUUAACGCACAUGCUGCUACAGACAUCACGGGCUUCGGGAUCUUGGGUCACGCUCAGAAUCUGGCCCGACAGCAGCGAAGUGAGGUCUCGUUCGUCAUCCACAACCUACCCGUCCUCGCCAAGAUGGCCGCCGUCAGCAAAGCCUGCGGGAACAUGUUCGGACUCAUGCACGGCACCUGCCCGGAGACCUCAGGCGGCCUGCUGAUCUGUCUUCCCCGAGAGCAAGCUGCUCGCUUCUGCGCCGAGAUCAAGUCCCCCAAAUACGGCGAGGGCCACCAGGCCUGGAUCAUCGGCAUCGUAGAAAAGGGAAACCGCACGGCCCGCAUCAUCGACAAGCCCCGCAUCAUCGAGGUGGCUCCACAAGUGGCCACGCAAAACGUCACCACCACGCCCGGAACUACGUCCUAAUUCGAAGCCGAUCCCGGCCUGAACACUUAGCGUGCUUUAGCACCACCCGAGAGUAGAAAACGCCACCUGCCCUCCCAAGGCCUUACAGCAGAUACUACACGGACACACUUCAGAGUUCGAGUUUUAGAAAGAGAAAAGGAACGACCUGUAAAACCAUUCAUUGCUUUUUGAGUUAACUGUUUUCUGUUACCGAAGGUUCCACAAGCCCCCAGUGUUAUGGCAGCUUCUACAGUAAAUUAAGUCUAAUCAGAAUCGGACCCUGUUGAGUCAUUAAGCUCCUUUUAGAAACAAAUUGUGUCCCGAUUCACCCAGCAUAUGCACACUGACAUGUAAAUUGUAGCGAUAUAUAAAUAUUGUUUUGCUUUUUUACGCUCUUUGCUAGCAGUUCUUUCGACUAUAGCCAUCCUGAGCAAUAGCAAAUGUUAAAAAGGCGAUCCUAUAUGUUUUUUACUUUUGUAUUCUACUCCCCUUAAUCAACUUAAAUAAAAAUGAUGCUUCCCUGAUUUUCAACAGGCUGAAUGAAUCCCGAUUUCAAGGUGGCUACUUUUUACGGUUGUGUGUCGACCCGUCGUCGAAGAAUGUAAACGGUGCGGGGUGCAGCUUCUAUAUUGUAUCAUAUUCACUGUUUCAUACAGACAUCAUUCGAUUCUUCUGUGAUAGUUACGUUUUUAUAUUCUGCUAUGAAGACCCCGUUAUUAUUCUUAUGUUCUCUUACUGAUUAACCGUUUACUUUUAUGGCCCCUAAAUAAAAGAGAUCUUUUUUAUGUUCUUGAAA
Trichomycterus rosablanca is the source of this 2090-nucleotide messenger RNA. It is a transcript of the gene sephs1, whose product is annotated as selenophosphate synthetase 1. The record is from RefSeq and is a predicted model, not a curated record. Gene Ontology annotation, biological process: L-selenocysteine biosynthetic process. The transcript has 8 exons. Bases 137 to 1315 code for a protein of 392 amino acids. Gene Ontology annotation, molecular function: selenide, water dikinase activity; ATP binding. Gene Ontology annotation, cellular component: cytoplasm. NCBI's taxonomy places the organism in Eukaryota, Metazoa, Chordata, Actinopteri, Siluriformes, Trichomycteridae.